AUGCGGCUGACGCGCUCCCUGCCUCCGCAGUUCUUGUUGCCAGCAUGGAGCGUGCGACAAUUAGCCCAGGCCUCGCAGCGAGUGCCAACAGCUUUCAGUACUUAUGAUGGUUACUCUCCGAAACCAACAGGAUCUCGAAGAGGUCCGUUUCGAAAAGUCGUCCAAAAAGACAACAAGUUCGUCAGGAAGCAGGUGGUUGCAGAUGAUCCAGAUUUGAAACCAGAAGCUCGAAGACCUGGCGAACCAGACACGGAAUCCGUAUCUCACAGGACUGUCACCGCAGAUGUCCAUCUGGGGCCGACGCAGACGGAACCCGAGCAGCCGAAAACUCAUCGUUCAAAGUCAUUGUCACUGUUCGACGAGCUGUUUCCUGAGGAGAGUCAAGCUAGGAGUAAACGGGAGAAGGCGGCAGAGAAGAGAUUAGACAAGCUGCCUGCGUUUAUAUGGAAUUCUACGAACUCUGCGCCCAGUGCUACGGAUCGAAGGGAGCGGAAGAGGGAAGAGAGGAGGGUAAAGCACAAGACGAUUCCUCAACGAGGAGAGCUUGUACGAGCGGAGCAAGUUCAAUACCCUCCGACGAGACUCAACAUUCAGCGUCUUAGGGAUGAUCUUGGGCGAGAAGCAGGGGCGGUGACUUUGCCAAGCUUGAUGGUGUUGAAUGCCUGCAGUAAGAACCUGGAGGAGAGCGAUUUCUUCCGGUUGAGUUCUAGAGGAGAGCACAUUCAGGGAUGGGCAAGCGGUAUUAUCAAAGUCAUCCAAGCCAGAGAUAGAAACUCUCUGGAGAAAUUGGGUCAUUACUUUAUCCUCUGCUCCAAUGAUGCUGCUGCUCGAGCAUACCAAGACCGAACAAAUAUAUUACACAAAUUGGCUAGAUCAAUGAAGAUAAUGGAAGACUCAGGUGUUCCAAUUCCGCCAGCAUACCUGCAAGAGGGUGAGGAUCCAGCGACGCUGCUGCAAGGUUUCUCGCUGGUUCCAGCGUGCGGCCAGGUGUCAUUGAGGAUUCUAAGGAAGCCUUAUAUGCCACCCGUGCUUAGGCUGCUGAAAGAAGGCGGAGAGGCUGCUCGUAUUACAAAGGAGAGCAAGGCAGGAGAAAUGGUGAUAUUUUCUGUAGACAUUGGGCACAUAACUCAGUAUGACCUUGAGGAAGCGCUGAAAAACGAUGGAAGACGGCGGAAUUUGCACUGGAAACUUGGAAGGGAAGAAACAGGUCAAAUCGUCAAGCUCACGUAUGAUGAUCAUGGCAAUAGCCCGGAAGAGCCAGGAGAGAGGACCGAAGAGUCCGUCGAAGCGUAUCGGGCUCGGAAGAAGGAAGAAUAUCGAAGACCAUCGAGGUAUGUGAUCUCCUUCAGGGACCGCAACGAAGCUCGGAGAUUUGUCAGGGAAUGGCAUCGGCGUCCGUUUCCUAUGAACCGCCAACACAACCCAGGAGAUGAGCCAAUUCCUAUAAUAAAUGCAGAAAUCCUGUGGUAG
Hyaloscypha bicolor E is the source of this 1470-nucleotide messenger RNA. RefSeq lists its product as uncharacterized. The transcript has 2 exons. NCBI's taxonomy places the organism in Eukaryota, Fungi, Ascomycota, Leotiomycetes, Helotiales, Hyaloscyphaceae. The record is from RefSeq and is a predicted model, not a curated record. Bases 1 to 1470 code for a protein of 489 amino acids.